Pelodiscus sinensis (Chinese soft-shelled turtle) is the source of this 939-nucleotide messenger RNA. NCBI's taxonomy places the organism in Eukaryota, Metazoa, Chordata, Testudines, Trionychidae. The record is from RefSeq and is a predicted model, not a curated record.
AUGGACAACACCAACUGGACGUCCGUCUCCGAGUUCGUGCUCCUGGGCCUGUCCGAACGCCAGGACCUGCAGCCGCUGAUCUUCGCGGGGUUUCUGGUCACCUAUGUGGUGAACCUGGUCGGUAACUCCGUGCUGCUGCUGGCGGUAUGGGCUGACCCCCAGCUCCACAGCCCCAUGUAUUUCCUCAUCAGCCAGCUGGCCGUGGUGGACAUGAGCUUCGCCUCCGUCACCCUGCCCCAGGCCCUGGUGCACAUUUUGACCCAGCAUCGGGCCAUCCCCUUUGCCAGCUGCAUGGGCCAAGUCUUUGUUUUCCUGGCCGUGGGCAACAUGGAGGGCUACCUGCUGGCUGCCAUGGCCUACGACCGCUACGUGGCCGUCUGCGACCCGCUGCGCUACUCUGCCGUUGUGACGCGGCGGUUCCUGUGCCUCAAGAUAGUGGCCGCCUCCUGGAUUGUGGUGAUCUUGCACGCCCUGCUGCACGCUGUCAUGGCCGCCCGGUUGCGUUACUGCAGCAACCUGUCACAUUUCUUCUGUCACCAGCAAUCGCUGCUGCGCCUCUCCUGCACCCGGCCCAUUGUCCACGAGCUCGUGGUCUCCACCGAGAGUGUCCUGGUGUUGCUGGCCCCUAUCGCCUUCACCCUGGCCUCCUACACCCGCAUCGGGGUGGCCGUGGCCCGCCUGCGCUCUGUUCAAGCCCUGCGCAAGGCCCUCUCCACCUGCGGCUCCCACCUGACCGUGGUGUUGCUCACGUACGGCAGCGUGCUCUGGCUCUACUUCCACCCAGACUCCAGCAGCACCCAGGGGCAGAAACAGCAAGUGACCUUCUUCUACACCUCUGUGGUGCCCACCCUGAACCCCCUCAUCUACAGCCUGAGGAACAAGGAUGUGGCCGCGGCUCUGAGGAGGGUCAGGAGGAGAGUUCUGGCUUGGGCCACGUGA